AUGUCGGCUGGAGCUCACGCACCAAAACGACUCGACCUUCAAGGGUUACGAUGUAUAGCCAUAGUCGCCGUACUGUUGUUUCAUAUAUGGCCAAAACUGUUUCCUAAUGGCUAUCUGGGUGUGGAUAUGUAAGGUUUAUGACAUUAUUUUUCUUCUUAGAUUACGGAACGGUCAAUUUAGAUUUAAUGUUUAAAGUGGAAGUUCGGUGGAAGAUUUGUAAUGUAUUUUGCACUAAAAAUCUUCAACUGAAAUUCCACUUUUAAAAAGUGUCAAAAACGUGUUUUUAAGCAAUUUUUAGACUUUUCAGAACAUUUUCAAAAUGGAAGUUGAGUGGAAGAUUUUCAGUGCAAAAUGCAUUACAAAUCUUCCACAAACUUUCACUUUUAAAAAGUGUCACUUUUAGCGUUUUAAUGAAAAUUUUGCUUUUUUAGUAUAUUUUUAUUAUUUUUUAGCUUCAAAGCACUCUAAAAAUGACAAAGUUUUAGGUUUUUUGUGUUAUCAGGCUACUUAAUGUACACUAUAUUAUCAGCAAAACCUUUAAACACAGUUACUAUUACUGACUUUUACUAUCGUCGUAUCAAGAGAAUCAUACCAACGUAUCUAUUUGUUAUUAUUAUGUCACUAACUAUUGGUUUUAUUGUGUUCACAUCAAGAGAGUAUGGUUAUCUGGUCAAGGAAUCUCUGACUGCAGCUACGUUAACUUCAAAUAUGUUGAAUCUACCUGAACAUGGCUACUUCAAGAUCAACAAUGAGUUCACAUUGUUCUUGCAUACAUGGUCAUUGUCAGUAGAGUUUCAGUUCUACCUGAUCUGUCCUAUUCUGUUUGGUACUCUGAGUUGUUUGAGUGAUAAGAACAGGUUUAAUGGAAUCUUGUUCUGGCUGGUGGUUUCUGUGACUUCAUUUGCGUUUCAAUGGUAUUAUACUUAUGGUAGGUUUUAUUUGAAGUUUGAGUUUAAAAGGUUGGUAGGGUUAGGAAAAAGCCAAAAAAGGGUAGGAUUGGGUAGAGUAGGGUAGGGUUUGGUAGAAAAAGUUUGUAGGGUUAGGGAAAAGCCGGUUGGUUAGGGCUUGAUACAGAAAAAUAGAAAAGAUUAGUAGGACUAAGGCAAAACCAAGUUAAGGUAGGUUAAGGAACUGUAGAAAAGAUAGUCUAGGGUAGGGUAGGGCAAAGUCAUUGACAAUUGUAAGCCUAAAAUGACGUUGAUAAGCCUAAAUGACAUUUAGAGCGAAAUCAACGUAAGUUGAGACAGGGAAGUUGUAGAAACGAAUAGGGUAGGCUUUGAGUAGGGCAAUGACAUUGUAGGAUAGAGUAAAGUAGGGUAGAAAACGUUAGAAAAGCUAAGACAAACUGAAGGCAAGCUAAAGUAAAGGUAGUUAGAACUAGUCUUAUAAAUAAGAUAAAUUGAAGCUUACUAUAUUUUUCUGAGGUAGAGCAUGGCUAGGGUGAGUUGCAGCCCAGUAUAAAUUCUCUACUUCAGAACCAAACAUCUCCCACAUGAGUCUGCCAGCCAGAAUCUGGCAAUUUUUCUUUGGUUUUGCUGUGGGCAUGGCUAGGGCGAUGCAGAAUGACAAUGUUUAUGUAUCACUGGACGGAAAACAAACCCAACCAGCCUGUAAUACCUACUACAUCAAGUCAGCCAUCACACUCUUCGUACUACUACCAAUCCUACUUAUGCCAGAUUAUAUUGACGCUGUAGUACUACGAUUUCUGGCUACUUUAGUAACUGCGAUUGUCAUAUACGAUAACGGUGAUAGUAUUUGUUCGAAUUCGUAUGUUGUUUGGAUUGGUGACAUUUCCUACUCAGUGUACUUGGCUCAUUGGCCUAUUAUCAAGUUUGUGCAGUAUAAUAUCGAGGAUAGGGAGAGUGGAUUGUCUUUGUUUCGUGAGUUUUAUGGGAAUUGGGAUUGGCUUGACUAUGGCAGUAUUUGCUCAAAAUGACGCUUGUUUCGAUGCGGUAGAGUACGGUAGGGUAGAGUGAAAUUAGGGUUAGAGUAGGGUUAGGUAGGUUUAGGGUAGAGGUUUUGGUAGGAUAGGGCAGAGCAUGCGAAUAAAUAAUAUUGUAGGGUAUGGUAGGGUAGAGUGAAAGUAGGGUUGCAGUAAGGAUAGGUAGGGUUAAAGUAGAGUUUUUGGUAGGGUAGGGUGAGAUUUUUGAUUUAAGGGUACGGUAUUUUUGUAAGGUUGGACUAAUUUUGAAGCGAGGUAUUUUUUAAGGUAGGGUAUUUCCUAGGGUAAGGAAUUUUCUGGGGCCGAGCAUUUUCUAAAGCAAAGCAUUUCUUGAGUGAGGGGUGUGGUAAGGCAGGGUACUGUGGGGUAGAGUAGGGUAGGGUAAAAUAUGGUAGAGUAGGGUAGAGUAGGGUAGGGUAGGGUAGGGUAGGGUAGGGUAGGGUAGGGUAGGGUAGGGUAGGGUAGGGUAGGGUAGGGUAAGGUAGGGUGGGGUAGGGUAGAGUAAGGUAGGGUUAGAGCAGGCUAGGAGAACACCAGAAAAAUUGUUUUAAAAGGGACACAGAAUUAUGUAAAAAACUUAAAUAUAUUGUUUUCAGAAGGAAUUCUGAUAAUCGUGGCAUCAGUCCAGCUAGGCAACUCAGUAGAAAGUUUUUUCGCAAAAAUCAGUCAAAGCAUAACCUCAUGGCUACGGUUACUACUCGUCCUCAUGCUACUGUAUUGUACAUUAUUCUCAACUCAAAUCUAUGUUACUCAAAAGGUCCCGAGCACUGAAGUCGAUGGGGCAAGGGUGGUUGAUUGGAAAGACCCAUCUUACCUCAGCUUUAUCGAAAAGAUGUACAAGAAACGUGGCCAAGACCUGGAGUUGUCUUUGGAUGAACUGUUGACCUUCAACGAGGGCAUGGUACAUUAUGUGGAAACGUAUUUUAGAAACUGUAAAAAUAACAGUGCGAAAAGAUAUCCGGAAAUGAAGUUUUACGAGGACUUUUUCUACGGUUGCAGUAUUGAUGUAAGUUUCAAGUUUACGAGGAAGAUGAACUUUUUGGCACUUUUUAAAAGUGGAAGUACGGUGGAAGAUUUUUAAUGUAUUUUGCAUUAAAAAUCUUCCACAAAAAUUCCAUUUUUAAAAUGUCUUAACAUGGCCUAAAAAUGACUUUUUGACACUUUUUAGAUGUGAAAGUAAGGUGGAAGAUUUUCAGUGCAAAAUACAUUACAAAUCUUCCACUAAACUUCCACUUCCAAAAAGUGUUAAAAACGUUUUUUUGUGCCAUUUUAAGAAGUUUUGGAAAUGGAAUUUGAGUGGAAGAUUUUCAGUGCAAAAUACAUUACAAUUCUUCCACUAAACUUCCACUUCUAAAAAUUGUUAAAAACGUGUUUUUAUGCCAUUUUAAGGUAUUUUAAAAACGAAAGCUGAGUGGAAGAUUUUCAGUGCAAAAUACAUUACAAAUCUUUCAUCUCGCUUCCACUUUUCAAAAACGUACAAAAUUGAAAAAAAUCUUUUUUACAGGGCAAAGGAGACAAAGAAGUAGUAGUAAUUGGCAACAGUAUGGCCAGAGACAUUUUCACCGGCUUUCAACAGUUGUGGAAAGGCACUUAUAAACGACUCACAAUGGCAGCCCACCCAACUGAGGUUCCAUUUAGUAUUGAAGAUGCAGAAGUUGGCAACAAGUACAUAAACUUGCUUAAAGAAUGGGAUCGGCCAAUCGAUAUUGUCAUUGUGCAACAUGCUUACUUUGAAAUACCGCUUGAAUACAGGAGUGGCAAAAUGAAGGAAGAUAUCGACAAUUUUUACAAAGAUUUGCAACCGCUGGUCAAGGAUGUUAUAAUGAUUGGAGCGCCUGAGGUGUGGCAGGAGACUAGCAAACAAAAAAUGUUGAAAAUUAUUGAAAAUAAGGAAGAUUAUGACAAAGUCAGCAUUGGAUGGGAUGUAAGUUUAAGCAAAGUGAAGUUUUUGAAGUAUUACAAAUUUUUAAAAAAUCAAUAUAUUUUGUGACAUUUCGCAACAUUUUGUAAAAGUCAAAUUUUUGGUGACAUAUCGCAAUAUUUUGUGAAAAUCAAUAUCUUUUGUGAUAAUUUGCAAAUUACUUUCAAAGUCGAUAAUUUUUGUGACAUUCCGCAACAUUACUUAAAAAUCUAUAAUUUUUGUGACAUUUCGCGACAUAACUUGAAAGUCAAUAAUUUAUGUGACAUAUCGCAACAUUUUGUGAAAAUCAAUAUCUUUUGUGAUAAUUUGCAAAUUACUUUCAAAGUCGAUAAUUUUUGUGACAUUCCGCAACAUUACUUAAAAAUCUAUAAUUUUUGUGACAUUUCGCGACAUAACUUGAAAGUCAAUAAUUUAUGUGACAUAUCGCAACAUUUUGUGAAAAUCAAUAUCUUUUGUGGUAAUUCGCCACAUUUUGUAUAAGUCAAUAUUUAUUGUGACAUAUCGCAACAUAACUUGAAAGUCAAUAAUUUAUGUGACAUAUUGCAACAUUUUGUAAAAAUCAAUAUCUUUUGUGAUAUAUCGCCCCAUUUCUUUAUAAUCAAUAACUUACGUGACAUCUUGCAACGUCUCUUAAAAAUCAAUAUCUUUUGUGUCAUUUCGCAACAUUUUGUAUAAGUCAAUAUUUAUUGUGACAUAUCACAACAUUUUGUAAAAAUCAAUAUCUUUUGUGACAUUUCGCAACACAAAAAAUCGUUUCAGCUUCACAUUGCCAUAAAUGCCAAAAUGCGCAUAAUGAUCGAGAACCUGCCAUGUGAAAAGUGUGUCAUCGUCGAUUUUGUCAGGUCAAUUUGUUCGCGAGUUACCGCAAAAUGUCAUGGUAUUCUACCCAACGGUAUUAUGGUGUUCAGGGAUCGGAUUCACACGACGUUGGUUAUUAAUUUAAUGUAUGCUCAGGAAUUUAUUGAAGUUUACAAUAAUAAAUUUAUAGGUUAAAGGAUUGGAGAUUUGAUAAGAAUAAGGUUUAAGAUAAGGUUAGGGUUAGAGGUGGAGUUAGACAACGGCAGAACGACGGAAGGGUCAGUCAGGAUUGAGUUAAGUAAGGCAAGACAAAACCAACCAGGGUACAGUAGAACUAAUAAUGCAAGAAAGGGCAGAACAGAGUAAAGCAAAAAAAAAGAAAGGCAAGGCAAGGCAAGGCAAGACCGAACCAGACCAGAGUGGACUGACCAGACCGGACAGUACAGGACAAGGCAGGGUAAUACAGGACAAAGCAAAAAGUUAAUCCUAAGGUUAGGGUUAGAGUUAGGGUUAGGUAUGACACAGAAGGAAUGACAUAGCACGGCCUGCCCGACAGGGCAAAGCAAGGCCAGGGCAAGGCCAGGGCAAGGCCAGGGCAAGGCCAGGGCAAGGCCAGGGCAAGGCCAGGGCAAGGCCAGGGCAAGGCCAGGGCAAGGCCAGGGCAAGGCCAGGGCAAGGCCAGGGCAAGGCCAGGGCAAGGCCAGGGCAAGGCCAGGGCAAGGCCAGGGCAAGGCCAGGGCAAGGCCAGGGCAAGGCCAGGGCAAGGCCAGGGCAAGGCCAGGGCAAGGCAAGGUAGGACCAGAGGUAGGACCUGAACUGCUCUGAUCAGCUUUUAUUAAUAUCUAUUUUUGGUAGUAAGCCUUCAACAUCCCAUAUGUUAACAUUUUAACGUAAUAAGCAAGCACUUUGUGUAGAAUCUUCUCUUCAGUCUCAUCCUCGUUCUUGGACUGGCUAGCACUUUGUUUUUCUAUCUUUAUGUAAAAGUUUGAGCAAGCCGUUGCUAGCCAAUACCAAAGAUUGAAGUUUUAACAGACAUAAUAACAUAGAGCUUUACGUAAAUCUAAAUCAUAAACAAACUUUAUUUUUAAUGUUAUGUUAAAGUUGAAAACACCUCGUCAACAUAUUUAUUCAAUUUUAUGCACAUCUUCCCCAUGAUAUAACACUUGUUUUCGUGGUAAAUGUUUUUUAGUGUCGUUGUUUUGUUUUGCCAGUAGUAUUGUCAAGACCUUUGAGGUCUGGUUUAUGUUAGUCAUGACAGCGGUAACACAUGCACCAAAACGGCUCGAUCUUCAAGGGUUACGAUGUAUAGCCAUAGUCGCAGUACUGCUGUUUCACAUAUGGCCAAAACUGUUUCCCAAUGGCUAUCUGGGUGUGGAUAUGUAAGGUUCAUGAUAUUUAAUGCAUUUUGAAAUGUUUUUAAGCAAUUUUAAGACAUUUUUAAAAUGGAAUUUCGGUGGAAGAUUUUCAGUGCAAAAUACAUUGCAAAUCUUCCGCCCAGCUUCCACUCUUGAUGUGUAAGGUUUAAGACAUUAGUUUUCUUUAAAAACCAUAAAAUAACCAUAACUUUCCUUCCAGUUUAAAAAACUGCUAAUUUAGAGCCAUUUUCCAAAGUGGAAGUUAUGUGGAAGAUUUGUAAUGUAUUUUGCACUAAAAAUCUUCCACCAAACUUCCACUUUUAAAAUGUCUUAAAAAAGACUUAAAAAUGACUUUCUGACACUUUUUUAGAAGUGAAAGUUAAGUGGAAGAUUUUCAGUGCAAAACACAUUACAAAUCUUCCACUCAACUUCCACUUUCAAAAACGCUCAAAAACGUGUUUUUAGGCUAUUUUAAGACAUUUUGGAAAUGGAAGUUGAGUGGAAGAUUUUUAGUGCAAAAUACAUUACAAAUCUUCCGCUUAAUUUCCACUUUUUAAAACUUAAUUUUUUAGCGUUUUAAUGAAACUUUUGCUUUUUUUUAGUAAAUUUUUAAUAUUUUGUAGCUCUAGAACAGUCUAAAAAUGACAAAAUUUUAGGUUUUUUGUGCUGUCAGGCUACCUGAUGUACACAAUAUUGUCAGCAAAGCCUAUGAACAAGGUAACAAUUGCUGAUUUCUACUAUCGCCGUAUCAAGAGGAUCAUACCAUCCUAUCUGUUUGUCAUCAUCGCUACACUAGUGAUUGGUUUUGUUGUAUUCACAUCGAGAGAAUAUGGCUAUCUGGUCAAGGAAUCAUUGACUGCAGCUACUUUGACUUCGAAUAUGUUCAAUUUACCUGAGCAUGGCUACUUUAAGAUCAACAAUGAGUUCACAUUGUUCUUGCAUACAUGGUCAUUGUCGGUUGAGAUUCAGUUUUACCUGAUUUGUCCACUUUUGUUUGGGACGUUGAAGUAUUUGAAUAGUAGAAAUAAGGCAUUUGGAGGAGUCUAUUGGUUGAUCAUUACCUUGAUAUCGUUCGGAUUUCAGUGGUUAUAUAGGAAUAGUAAGUUGAAAAAGCUAGCCCUAAUUCAGAGCGAUAGCCCAGAGCCCUGAGUUCUGAGCCCUGAGCCCAGAGCCCUGAGCCCUGAGCCCUGAGCCCAGAGCCCUGAGCCCUGAGAUCUGAGGAUUGAAGCCUAGCUUGGCUUAGCACUAGCCCUGGAUCGGGUUUUAACUUUUUUUUUGUUUUUUUAAAGCCCAAGCAUAAGCCUAAACCUAAGCCUAAUCCUGAGUUUGAGCUUGAGUUUGAGCUGAUCCUUUAGUUUCACCGUACCCAAGCCUUCCCUUGCCAUACCCUACUUCAGCCUUACUUUGUUGUACCCUAAUGCCGUCCUAUCAAGUUGUAACCUAGACAAAAGGAACGGACUGGGCCUAUUUUCAGACCUGGCCUAAUGUGAACUUUGCUCAGGCUUGGCCCGACCUGUUCCUCAUGUCUACCGUACCCUACUAUAAUCUACCAUAAGGUUACUGACCUAUAUAUUCUUGCUUGUCUUGGAAGCCUACAAGCUAUUGAAACGUCUAUAGCAGUAAAAAGAACGUAGUAUAGUAAAUAAUAUCUUUAAACCUAUAUUAUUAUAGAUCCAAACAUCUCCCACAUGAGCCUGCCAGCCAGAAUCUGGCAAUUUUUCUUUGGAUUUGCUGUGGGCAUGGUCAGAUCAAUGCAAAGUCAUACCAGCUAUGUACCAUUAGAUGGGAAAGAGCCAGUAUCACUAAAGACGUACUACAUCAAAUCAGCUAUCACACUUCUUAUACUAAUACCAAUACUAGUCAUGCCAGACAUUGUUGAUGCCGUGCUACUACGACUUUUAGCUACUUUGGUAACAGCGGUUGUUAUAUACGGUAAUGGGGAGAGUAUUUGCUCUCAUCCUUAUCUUGUUUGGAUUGGUGACAUUUCGUAUUCGGUCUACUUGGUACAUUGGCCUAUUAUCAAGUGUGUCGAGUAUAAUAUGGAGAACAAGGAUAAUGGCCUGUCUUUGUUACGUAAGUUUUUGAGGAAAGGAUAA
Bursaphelenchus okinawaensis is the source of this 8112-nucleotide messenger RNA. Lineage: Eukaryota; Metazoa; Nematoda; Chromadorea; Rhabditida; Aphelenchoididae. The record is from the annotation of a GenBank genome assembly.